Messenger RNA from Quercus lobata, 2131 nucleotides. RefSeq names its product GRAS family transcription factor (gene PAT1). The coding region runs from base 298 to 1968 and encodes 556 amino acids. The record is from RefSeq and is a predicted model, not a curated record. Lineage: Eukaryota; Viridiplantae; Streptophyta; Magnoliopsida; Fagales; Fagaceae. The transcript has 2 exons.
CAGAUGGUUUUGGCCACAGGAGACCAUUCUUUCUAUCUGACUCAAAGACUUUGGUCUGUGGUGGAAAGUGGAAUUCCAACCUUGAAAUUUCCUCUGAAGCAAGAUAUUGAGCUGCAUUAUGAAAGAAAAUUCAAGGCUUUCUAUGUUGCUGCCAUGAACACCAAAUAACAGUGAAGAAGAGGCCAACUUAUGGCCAGUUGAUUUCAGUUGAGUUCCAAAACAGCCCUACCCUGAAAAGACUCCCUGUACAGACUCUGUUGAGGGACCUGGCAGACUCUGUGAGCAAGUUAUUCUUCAAUGCAAGCAUCACAACGGCUCAGAAUUUCAGGCAUGUCCAACGGAUUGUACUAUCAACCAAUUCGAGAAGUUGAGGCCAACUGCUUGCCUCAAUUUCAAACAUUUGACUGUCAGCCAUACUACAAUGAUAGCAGCCAAGCAUCCAACAACUACCUGGCUCAGAAUUUCUAUGAGCGGUAUUGCACUUUGGAGUCAUCCUCGGCAAAUGGUAGCUAUGCUGUUCAUAAUUCCCCAUCAACUGUCAGUUUCUCGCCCAAUGGUAGCCCGAUGUCUCAGCAAGAUUCUCAUUCAUACCCUGCCGACCCACACUAUUCCCCUGAUAAUACCUAUGGCUCUCCAAUAAGUGGGUCCUGCAUAACUGAUGAAGUACAUGAUUUCAAGCACAAACUGAAAGAACUGGAAAAUGUAAUGCUGGGUCCUGAUUGCAAUGUAAUGCUGGGUCCUGAUUGCAAUUUUCUUGAUAGCUAUGAUAGUUCCUUCCAGAAUGGUAUAAACAAUACUUCACUGGAAAUGGACAGCUGUAGACAAGUAAUGGAAGCAAUUUCUAAUAGGAACUUAAAGCAGAUCCUUAUCUUCUGUGCAAAAGCAGUAUCAGAUAAUGAUCUGUUAAUGGCACAUUGGUUGAUGGAUGAAUUACGUCAAAUGGUGUCAGUUACUGGUGAACCAAUUCAAAGGUUGGGAGCAUACAUGUUGGAAGGGCUUGUUGCGCGGUUGGCCUCUUCAGGGAGUACGAUUUGCAAUGCAGUGAAAUGUAAAGAACCAGAAAGCAAGGAUCUCCUCUCUUAUAUGCACAUUCUUUAUGAGGUUUGCCCUUACUUCAAAUUUGGGUAUAUGUCUGCCAAUGGAGCUAUUGCAGAAGCCAUGAAGGAUGAAAAGAGAGUUCACAUAAUUGAUUUCCAAAUUGCUCAGGGGAGUCAAUGGCUUACUUUAAUCCAGGCUUUUGCAUCUAGGCCUGGUGGGCCACCCCACAUCCGCAUAACAGGUAUUGAUGAUUCCAUGUCAGCUUAUGCUCGUGGAGGAGGUCUAAAUAUUGUGGGAAAGAGGCUAUCUAAGCUUGCGGAGUCUUUUAAGGUGCCAUUUGAGUUCCAUGCUGUGGCCGUGUCUGGUUGCGAGGUUCAGCUAGAAAAUCUUGGAGUUCGACCAGGGGAAGCUCUGGCUGUGAACUUCGCUUUUAUGCUACAUCACAUGCCAGAUGAAAGUGUCAGCACCCAGAAUCAUCGGGACAGGCUGCUGAGGCUGGUCAAGAGCCUGUCUCCAAAGGUGGUUACCCUUGUUGAGCAAGAAUCUAACACAAAUACUGCUGCAUUCUAUCCACGGUUCCUUGAAACGCUGAGCUACUACACUGCUAUGUUUGAGUCGAUUGAUGUGACCCUUCCAAGGGAGCACAAGGAGCGAAUCAAUGUUGAGCAGCACUGCUUGGCAAGGGAGGUGGUUAACAUAUUAGCAUGUGAGGGGCCUGAGAGGGUGGAACGCCAUGAGCUUCUUGGUAAGUGGAGGUCACGGUUCAAAAUGGCGGGAUUUACUCCUUACCCUUUAAGCUCCUUGGUGAAUGCUACCAUUAAAACACUGCUGGAGAACUACUGUAACAAAUAUAGGCUUCAAGAACGAGACGGAGCUCUGUAUCUUGGCUGGAUGGACAGAGACUUGGUUGCUUCUUGUGCGUGGAAGUGAAACUACAGAGCACAAUUGAGACAUUUUUUAGGAAUCAGCAUCGAAAGCUGCAGUAGAACUAGUGCUUUUGUUGUGUUUUUACCGUGUCGACAGCUCUAAAGAAGGUGCUGUCAACGUGUGUACUCUUUUAUAAAUCCAAAAUGGCCAUUUUCAUUUAGACCAA